UAAUGUACCCAAAACAUUAUCUCCUCUAUAUAUAACGAAACAUGGAAGAAGUAGAGAAAGACAAGACGUUCACACUACGCACAACAACUUUACUUUCCUAGUUUACUUCAGAUCCACCCUUCUUCCUUACCCACUGUCUCAAACAAUCCUUAGUUUCAAUUUUGGGAGUGGGUUCUCAAAAGGGAUAAACUAUCGCUUGUCUGUUUUCAGACAUUUUCCAUCGUCUUCUAAUUCAUCUGCAGUUGUAAUGGCGCAGCAAGGCAGCACUUAUCUCGACAGCUUGUUGAAUCUUGAAUCGCUGAGAAAGAGUUUGGUGAGGCAAGAAGACAGCAUUAUCUUCAGCCUGAUAGAGAGAGCCAGAUACCCCAUCAAUUCUGCCUUGUACGAUGACGAUGAUAAGAUUAAUAAGGACCCCCCUGCUGAAUUAUCUGCUUCCUUGUUUCACUUCUUCAUACAGGAAUCCGAAGCUCUUCAAGCCAAGGCCGGUCGUUAUACGUCUCCGGAGGAGAAUGCCUUUUUCCCGGAUAACUUACCGUCUCCGCUGCUGCCGCCUCCUGACCAUACACCGGUUUUGCAUCCUCCAGGAGCUUGCAUUAACAUAAAUGAGAAAAUACUGAAUCUGUACCUCAAGACAUUGCUUCCUCUGAUUGUUGCCGAUGGAGACGAUGGGAACUAUGCAGCCACUGCAGCCAGUGAUCUGAACUGUUUGCAGGCUCUCUCCAGAAGGAUUCACUUUGGAAAAUUCGUGGCGGAAGUUAAAUUCAGGGAUGCUCCUGAAGACUAUACCCUAGCCAUACGUGCUAAGGACAGGGAAGCUUUGAUGAAAUUAUUGACGUUUGAAAGUGUUGAAGAGAUGAUCAAGAAGAGGGUGGAAAAGAAAGCAAUGAUAUUUGGACAGGACGUGGAUCUGAAAGAAAAUGAUAGCAACGGGGAUUACAAGGUUGAUCCGUCAAUAGUUUCUAAAUUUUAUGGAGAGUGGGUGAUCCCUUUAACAAAAUCUGUUCAAGUCGAAUACCUCCUCCGUCGUCUGGAUUAGCCUUUUUGACCAUUGCAACAUGGAUUCAUCAAAAGCUGAAGGAGUUUCCCUGUGAAGGAUGAAAUGUGCCUGGAAAAUCAUUCUGUGAUGAAUGUCAACAACCGACAGCCAUCUCUAUCUUUCGUUUCUCUUUUGUAGGAAAAAUUACAUUAACACAUGUGAAAGUUUCUACAUUGCACUGUAUUUAUACCGAAACCUUCUUGAGCAAACGAAGCGAUAAUGUUGCUUGUACUAAUGAAAUUUCUAGAAGAAACAA
Molecule: messenger RNA, 1292 nt
Organism: Sesamum indicum (sesame)
Lineage: Eukaryota; Viridiplantae; Streptophyta; Magnoliopsida; Lamiales; Pedaliaceae
Gene: CM2
Product: chorismate mutase 2
Biological process (GO): chorismate metabolic process; aromatic amino acid biosynthetic process
Cellular component (GO): cytoplasm
Molecular function (GO): chorismate mutase activity
Source: RefSeq, a predicted model, not a curated record